This is a messenger RNA of Recurvomyces mirabilis, 366 nucleotides long. RefSeq lists its product as uncharacterized. The transcript is spliced from 2 exons. The coding region runs from base 1 to 366 and encodes 121 amino acids. Lineage: Eukaryota; Fungi; Ascomycota; Dothideomycetes; Mycosphaerellales; Teratosphaeriaceae. The record is from RefSeq and is a predicted model, not a curated record.
AUGUCUUCCAAAGCCACACCGUCCGCCGAGAAGGCAAAGACUCCAGCGGAAACAGCCAAGCCAUAUGGGACUGCUGCGAAGGCUACGGCUUCAAAGGCCGCGAGUAAGGCUGUGACGACCAACCCGGACUCUUCUGCUACAGAGGUGGCGCAGCAGGACACCAUCAAAGCGAUCGAGAAGCUUGAGAUCCGGACGAAGGCUGUAAGCAACGCCAACAAUAUCGCUCGCGUGGCAAACAGCCAAUUGACCGCCAACGACGAGAAGCUCCAUCCUUUCAUGUCGCUAAAGACCGGCAAGCCGAUUGAGAAGUUUCCUGCAACUUCAAAAGAAAUCGCGAAGCUUGGAUGUACGUACUCGCGCACCUGA